Molecule: messenger RNA, 7281 nt
Organism: Culex quinquefasciatus (southern house mosquito)
Lineage: Eukaryota; Metazoa; Arthropoda; Insecta; Diptera; Culicidae
Product: protein chiffon
Exons: 7
Coding region: 652-6612 (1986 amino acids)
Biological process (GO): positive regulation of nuclear cell cycle DNA replication; regulation of cell cycle phase transition
Cellular component (GO): nucleus; Dbf4-dependent protein kinase complex
Molecular function (GO): nucleic acid binding; zinc ion binding; protein serine/threonine kinase activator activity
Source: RefSeq, a predicted model, not a curated record
AAAACGGUAACAGCAUAUCGCAGUAAGCCGUGGAAGAAAAAUGGCGCGUGUUUUCGGUCGGUGCGGUUCGGAGUGAAAUUCGUCGGUACAAUCGGUUGGGUUCCGGUCGGAAGUGGUGCCAAAGUGUGGCGGUCAUCGUGUGGUGUUGAGAUUCGGUGAAAAAUUGUGCAGUCGGGCCGUGUUUUGGACCCGUAAUCGGCGCCAAUCUGUCCCCGCCAGGGAGGUCAUUUUCUUCUGCUUGGCCUUCUUUGACUUGUUCCUCGUUGAACACACGCACACACGCUCACGGAAAGGGGGUUGUGUUUAUGUGCGCAGCAGUGACGGGGUGGGCAGCACACAAACACCGACACACCGUUGACCUCUCCCAAAUGGUAAACAAAAAGUGGGCUGUUUAGUAAACAUGCAAGGCUAGCGGAAUCGGGUGUUUGUUGCAAAAGUGCUUCCGAAAGCGGUUUUCUGUGAAACUUGUGGUUUGUGUACUUUUUUUAAGUGUUUAGCAUAAAACUUGCUUUGCAAAAAUAGUUAUGACCAACAGCUUGGUGCGAUCGCAUUCGGCGCGUGCAUAAAUGACGUAACGACGCGCGCGACGGCGGUUCUGGUGGUUCGGAGUGACGCGAAUGCCCGGGGGAACCGACCCCAGAUGUCGGAGGCAUGGUAUCGCCCUCCAAGACGAAACAUUCGAGGGUCGCAGCCAAUCAGCAGCAGAAACCGGCCAAUGCAAGUAAAGUGAAACUUGUGAAAGGCCCGACCCCGCUGGUGCACCACCGCUUCUACCUGGACAUUCAGAAGCACCAGCUCGCAAACAAAAUCGAGUACACCAUCAAGGAGUUGGGUGGACACAUCGAGUUCUUCUUGAGCAAAGACAUUACGCACUUUAUCACCGACAAGGACUACAGCCACUACCAGCGAACGGGAGAUCCGGAAGGUGGUCCCUCGCACAGUUACAACGCCCAGCCGGUGACUCCGACGACCCCGUUGACGCCGAAGACUCCGCUGUCCAACCGGCACCACCAGCAUCUGCAGCAGUAUGUAAACGAGGCGUCCCCAUCGUCGCCGUCAUGUGGAGCAGCUGCAGCAAGUUCGUUGUUACAUCCGACAGGGCCGGGUUCCGUUGGAGCCGGGACGCUCGGAGGCAGUGAGAGCAGGCCCACCAAACCUGCCGCACCCCGCAGCCGCGCGGAUGCUAUGCUACAGCGUGUCCGCCAGCAACAACAACAGCAUCAUCACCUACAACAAUCUCCAAGUGGCGCAUCGUCGUACAACCCACUGCUAGCCGCCUCAACGCGCUGCUCAACAUCGCGACCGUGCAGUCCACUCAGCCCAUCAGUUCCGUCGCCAUCGCCUACUCCGUCGGCCGUUUCCGCUGUCCGGCUCGACCGCAACAGCCAAAGUCCGGCCCAGUUGGCCAAGUCCUGGGGGAAGCCCAUCUGGAGCACCGAGUACGCGAUCAAGUUCCUGAGCAAGGUCGUCGGGUCGGUCAAGCAGGAUCAGCUGGGACAGAACCAGGUCGUGCAGGGUGGGAAGGGUUCUGGGAAGUCGAGCGACCCGGCCGGGAAGACAACUCCGCAGCAUUUGCGUGGGGAUUACAUUAAGAUCGAAUCGCACCAGCGGCAUCACUACAGGCCGGCGUUUGCGCUGUUCAAGGCGUGGCCCUCGUUGAACCUCGCCACCAAGAGUAACCACUCGCCGUUUGAUAGUGCCCGCGGUGGAGGUCAACGCAGCGUUCAACCAAGUGUUCAAGCCCAGGCUGGUCAACCAGCCCCGGAAGAUCGUCCCAGGACCGCGACAACCAAUCAGCCAACCAAUGCGACGACGGCCACGGCCAAACCCGAAGACAACACCACACAGCAGCAGCAGGAGAACGCGCAGAACGCCCAACAGCAGCAGUGUGGAUAUUGCGAGAUCUGCCGCAUCGAGUACGACGUGCUCGCGAACCAUCUGAACGCCGACGAGCACCGGGCGUUCGUGCGGAAUGACGGCAACUUUGCGGCGCUGGACAAACUCAUCGCGGACGGAGGCGUCGGAUUGGGCGCGUUUUUGCUGAACGGUGUUGAGUGUGGUGGGGAAGAAGAACUGCCGACCAAGGAGGAAGAUAGUGACACGAAGAAGAAGAACCAAAAGAAGACGAAAAAGGACACCGUUGUUGAAGGUGCUGAAGAGGAAUGUGACCAAGGGGAAAGUGUAGUGAAAGCGAAAAAGAGAAGAGUGGAAAAAGUGGAAGAAGAACCUUUGAAGCAGCAGCAAGAAACUGUGAAAAAUAUCGUGACUGUUGAGAAGGAGCGAGAAAAGGAAGAGGAAGUGACGAAACCUGCACCUUUGAAGACGUACUCGAGGAAAUCGAAAGAAAAACCACCUGCACCAGAACCGGACUCGUUAGCGCCAUCCGCCAAACGCACGUACGGCGGUCGCAAAUCAGCACGUGCUGCAGCAGCACCCACAAAACCGCCAUCCCCGUUACCCGAACCGCCGGUGGUCAUCCCCGCCGACGAUACCACCUCGUUGAACACCCCGGACGUCGUCGCCGCUGACGUGACGCAAAUGUUUGGACGACGCUCGGCGAUUCAUCAUCAUCCGCACAACACACUGAACCAUCACAACCAUCAAAAGGCCAAGGCGGCACGGCAGGCGGCCCUCGAACAACAGCAACAGCAGCAACUAAAGGAGGAGGAGCAGGACGACGAUCGUGUCGUGAUGAAACUGCACGGAACUGACCAUCAACAGCAGAACAGCAAAAUGGGUAUGAAGCAGUCGGUGGUGGUCAAGUCACCGUCCGCGGCGGCCGCGGCAGCCACCGAGUUGAUGGAGUGCGACGGGCUGGAUCCGAAGAACACCAAGCGGAUUAGUUUGGGACUGCGGCAGAACCCGAAGCGGGCCAACCUGAACGAGGACUUUACGUCGCUGCUGGACGAAACGCUGGAGCCGAUUCGGAAGCCGCGGAUGCGGCGGGAAUCGGUGCGGCGGGUUAACUACUCGGAACCGCGCGAGGACGAGAUUGCCUCGCAGGAGGAGUUGAUUGAGAGUAUCUUGCUGGAGAGUACGGCGCAGGAAGCGGCGGCGGCGGCCGCGGUUGAGGAGAGUUGUCGGGGGAAGAAGAAGUCGGCGGGAUCGCCGAAGCGGAGCAGCGGAUCGGACGUGAAGAUCCGCGGGAUUCGGUGGAGGGCGCCCUCGCCACAGUCGCGACCUCCGGUCAAGUCUCCGCUGCUGUACAAGGUGAUUGAGGAGCCGAAACCGAAGGUCAAGAAGAACAACUCGGCUUCGCCGACGAAAGAGUCGUGCGGGAAGCCGGGGAGUCCCACGAAAGCUACCAAGAACGGGCUGAUCGUCAAGAUUCGCCGCGUGCGGCAGUCCGAGCUGAGUCUGCUGAACGACGAAGCGGAGAACUUUAUGUUCCCCAAGAGCAACGACAGCUCGGACGACGAAACGGACGAAGAUCGGCAAACGUCUUCGGAGACGGGCCCGGGAGAUUACUCCCAAGAAGUCCCCAGCAGCGACUACGACCACCACAACUCAAGUCGGCGCAAGUCUGCUGGAACUCCACUCCCAACCUCAGCGCUCGCUCAACAAAUUCGAAAACGUCCCCCCGGAAGACCUCCGGCCGACUCCCCCAGCAAACGGCCCGCCAAAGAGUCGACCCCGACGCCGACGGCGUCCGACCAGGAAUCGUCCACGCCCCGAUCGCGCCGUGCCGGCGUCCGCGGCGUGGCCGCCCUCCUGCACGACAACGCCGAGUAUUACAAAUUUCCCGACCCGGGCUCCAGACUGCGAUUUCCGGAAGCCCCCAUCCAGCCAAACCCCACAGUAGGAGAAGCGGACGUUGAUGAAGAGGUCGCAGCUGCGACGACGACGCUGAUGACGCCACCGCCGGUACCGCCACCGAAGCGACGUGGCCGCAAACCCGUGUCGGCCACCGUAGUCGCGAGUGCAAGUUCGACGACGACGACGACGACGCUGAGCGCCGAGCAGCGCCAACGGCAGGACCUGCUGUUGGCGACCCGCGGAGCAAGCGGUUGUUCGUCGCCGUACCAGCACCAGGAGCAGCUGACGAGCUGUGGCAAGGCCAUCAUCAACUACGCCAAGGGGAAGGAGGAUGGGAUGGGGGCGAUGUUCAAGUGGAGCACGUUUGUGCGCAACUGCGAGCAGAUCGAGCCGUACCGGUUCGCGUUCGAGCGGGUGCCGUCGCUGGAGCCGUGGUACGAGACGUUCCAGCGGCAGGACGAGUCGAGCGAAAAGAUGUACGAGUACUUUGGGAAUACUGCCUACCGGAAACUGCCGUACGAGAUGGGCGGGCUGCCUCCGCUGAGGCAAAACUGCUGCAUCCUCAACUACCGAAUGAAGUCCAAAACGCCCGAGUCCACGGUCCCAAGCAGCAGCAACAGCAGCACCUGCGACGGCGCCACGACCACGGGGACCACCACGGCAAAAGACCAACCCGCCAAACCUUCCUCCUCCUCUUCGACGUCGGAGCCGCUCUCACUUCCGCUGAAGAAGCGAAAACUGCUGAUCGAUUCGGACCGGCCGCGGAAAAGUCCUCGCGAGCACGCCUCUACGCUGGCCAUUCUGAGCUUGCUGCAGCAGCAGACGCAGCACAACCGGCGGAGGACCGUGUCGGGGGGAAGUUCCGUUCCGUUGAACCUGCCGCCGCCAAGUCCCGUUCCGUCGUCCGGGGGUUACAGCCCCAAGAAGGAGGCCAUCAAGCAGCAACUGCAGCAGGAGGCGGACUCUGCGCUGGGGGAUGAGAUCCGGUCGUCGUGUGGAAGUGACCCGGUUACGGAGAAGGACGAACCUGUGGGUGGAGGCGGGGGAAUUGGUGCCAAAAAAAUCAAGUUUGACCCGCCGAUCAUGCCGGAGCAGAGCUUCGUCAACUACAAAGUGAUGUGCCAACAGCUGGAGGAGUUCUUGGACGCCGACAGCGCUCUUCCUCCGGAAGAGGAAUUCGACCUGCCGGAAACGGUUCCGAUCGUACCCGCGACCGACGACCCGCUCAAGCAGAACCUGCUGCGCAUCGUACAAGCCUGUGAUAAGGAACCGCCGCUGAGCUUGAAGCUGGUCAGCCGCCACGAGAGUAUCGUCCGCAAGAUUGUCCAGUACGACCGGCGGCCGCGCCCGCUCAGUGCCAUCACGAUCAAGUCCUUUGACGGCGGGGGAGGUGGGGCGGCCGGAGGUGGAGGAACACCAGGGACCGGAACCUGCCUGGGAAUCUUCAAGAAGCGCAUCAACCGAACCGGCUGGCCAAACGUGAAGAAGCGGAUCGUGACCAGGAAGCAGCACCAGCAAAAGGGCGGCAGCGCCACCAGCAAGCGGGACAGCGCGGAAAGUGCCGGCAAAGUUGAGGGGCCGGAAGUCAAGAAGGAGGAACCGGAAGCGGAGGAGACGUCGCGGAAGUCCUCGACGGAAGAGUCGCAGGUUAGCGUGGGAACCGCCGGGGUUGGGGAAGAGGAAGAAACGGUCAAGCAGGAAGUGGACGGGGAGGAAGGGGAGGUGGAGGAGGAGGAAGAGGAAGACGACGAGGAUGAGUUUGAGGACACGAUGACGAUGCUGGAUCCGGAGGAGGUAACGGCGGCAAUGAAGACGAAUGAAGAGACCCAGAAGAAGGCAGUUGGGAAGGAGGAGGAGGAAGAGAAGCAGCAACUGUUGACGGAUGAUGAAGAGGAAGAUGGUGUGGAGGAGGAGGAAGAGGAGGAACGGGAGGAGAAAGCCAAGAAGGAGACGGAAGAAUCCCGCCAAACCCCGGAACCAUCCAAAACGGAGGAAAUUCUCAUCCCCAGCCGGUCCUGCCCGCGCCAAUCCUCGUCAUCCCUCCCCAGCAGCAAGUACGUCACCAAAACGACCCCCUCGAUGACCCGAAUCGACUACAAUGUCGCGCCCUCGGAACCAGCGUCGCUGCCGCCAAAAACGGCCACCGUAGACACCGUCGCCGCCGCCGAGGAGUGCGACUCGAUCAGCUCGCGCAGCAUCUUCGUGAGCGAUGACUGUGAUACGACCUCGUCGACGCUCAUCAACAUGGAGGCGGACCCGCUGGCACUGCCCUGCACCCCACCGGUGGACGCCGUCGAGAACCACGCGGUUGACGAGGAGGAUGAAGAUUCGAGGCCGGUGACGCCGGCAGCUCGCGGGAGGCAGAACAGUGCGAGGAAGCGGGGAAACCUGCAGCCGAUUGUUUGCUUGCAGAAGAUUAGCUGUGCCACGACGGCCGCGAAGGCGGCGGCCGCAUCUUCGAUGCGUACCCGGUCCUCGUCCCGGACGCCGAUCAAGAAAACGUACAAACGGUCCGUGUUUACGAGCGCGCUCGUCAACUCGGCUGGGAAGCCGCUCAAGAAGAAGCGAAAACGGAAGAAGCUUAAGCUGAUGAAUGGUGGCGGAGGUGGCGGCGGAACGUCCUCGCCGAGCUGUUCCGACGGAGGCCAGAACUCGUCGUCGGUCGCGGACGAACCUACCAACGAAGACGAGGACGAGGGUGAGGACGAUGACGCGCGGACGGAUGGAACCGAUUCGCCGACGUCGCCGCGACCGCGGGGCUUAACCUCCAAGAGCCGACCUCCCACGCCCAGCCCGGCCAAGUAUUCGCCCCGCAAGCUUCGGAAACCGCGGGGCAGGUGGUACCGGGAGCGGUAGAAUUAAGAGAGCUGCACCCGGAAGUGCGUGUGGCCAACAUUUUAUCGUGAGAAACAAAGGCUAAAAAGGUGAGUUUAUGUGCUAAAAAUGUCUCCUUCUUUUUCGCGGCAAAUCCAGACCAAGUUUUAUUCGGUUCCCGUUUGUCGUUUGUUUUCUGAGGAGGGGGAUCAUAAUCCGGUUAGUUACUAUUUAACGUUAGUGUCAGUGGGUAGCUCAAAUGAAACUAGCAAGUAAAAGUUAUGCAGGAGAAAAGCAUCCAAUUAUUAUUAGUUGUACAUUAUUAUUUUACCUUUUUAAACUAUUAUCAAUUAUUAUUUCUCUCAAACAAAACGCCCGUAGCUAAUUUAAACCCGUAAAUGUUAAGGAAAACAACCAACUGUAAUAACGUGAAUAAAGAGAACAACUAAACAAAAAUAAACUCUAACCGGACUCGUGUGCGUGUGUGCGAAAUGUAAAGAAAGAAAGAAAAGUCCGUUUUAAAUGUAAACAUAACGAACGAGGAACGAAAAUUUGGAAGUGAAAAAAACAAAUAAAACAAGACAAAAGAUGUACCACACACAAAGCAAAAAAGAAAAGAAAAGAAGUCCCAAAUUGAGAGAAUAGCAAAAGCAGUACCGGUUAAAGCAAAGUGUAAUAAAGAAAGACGAUGUUCAAAACUUAAACAAAAAA